Molecule: messenger RNA, 1313 nt
Organism: Fonticula alba
Lineage: Eukaryota; Rotosphaerida; Fonticulaceae
Exons: 7
Coding region: 150-1133 (327 amino acids)
Biological process (GO): protein peptidyl-prolyl isomerization
Cellular component (GO): intracellular membrane-bounded organelle
Molecular function (GO): peptidyl-prolyl cis-trans isomerase activity; RNA binding
Source: RefSeq, a predicted model, not a curated record
UCACCUCCCCUCCCUCCCUCCCCCCUCUUCCCUUUUGUCGCCUGUGCCUCCCGUCCCGCUCCUCCUGCCCGCUCUCCAUCCGUGCAUCCCCUUGCCCUUUUCCUCUCUCUCUCUCUGCUCCCUUCCCGGGCACUCUCACACCAGAAACCAUGGAUCGGCGUUCUGUUCAUGUCGCCGGGCUUGCGGAUAAUGUCACCCGCGAGACCCUGAUGGGGGCGUUCAUUCCCUUCGGUGACAUUGUCUCCAUCAACAUGCCGACCCAGCGGUCCUCCGAUCGGCACCGUGGCUUUGCCAUGGUAGAGUUUGAGGAGGCUGAGGAUGCCAUCGCGGCUGUGGAUAACAUGGACCAGGCGGAGCUCUUCGGUCGAACCAUCAAGUGCCAGCUGUCUCGCACUGGUGCCCAGAUUGAUACCCGCACGGACAACAAUGUCGCCUUCUGGGCACAGGACAAGUGGCUGGAGAAGUACGGCCACGCGUCGCUGGAGAAGGAUCCGGAGUUUGUGUCGUCCGCCACGCGGGCCGGCCAGCGCGCGCUGGAUGAGGAGUCGCGCCGCGACGCCGACAGUGCGGCUGCCAUCGCCGGUGCCGCCGCCGCUGGUGGUGCUACUGCCGCCGCGCCGGCUCCCAAGAUCCACAUUACCGAGAACCCGCGCGCCUUCUUCGACAUUGCCAUCAGCGGCGAGCCAGCCGGGCGGAUUGAAUUUGUGUUGCGCGCGGACAUCUGCCCCAAGACUUGCGAGAACUUCCUUGCUCUGUGUGAGCACUCCAAGGGCUAUGGCUACCGCGGGUCGACCUUCCACCGGCUCAUUCCGAACUUCACGCUCCAGGGCGGUGACUUCACAAACCACAAUGGCACAGGUGGGCACUCGAUCUUUGGCGAGGCCUUCGAUGAUGAGAACUUCAUCCUCAAGCACACUGGUAUCGGCUGCCUCUCAAUGGCCAACUCGGGCCCGAAUACCAACGGCUCGCAGUUUUUCAUCACCACCGCCAAGGCUGAUUGGCUGGACGGGCGGCAUGUUGUCUUUGGCCAUGUCACCGCCGGCCUGGACCUGGUCCGGCGAGUGGAGGCCUGUGGCACGGCGUCAGGUCGGCCCACCAAGCGGGUGACCAUCGUCAAUUCCGGCCGCCUGUGAGAGGAACACCCAACAGGGGCUGCCUCCCGCGCACUGUCAGGCUCCUUCGCUUCCCUUGUGCCACUCCACCCGAUCGCCCGGUGUCCCUCCUGACCCCGCCGCUGCCCUGCCCUUCGGGUAGGCGGGGAGAAGAAAAAAAAAGCAAACCCAAAUACAAUCCAUCCCAAAGAAGAAAACGAA